Messenger RNA from Ipomoea nil (Japanese morning glory), 402 nucleotides. RefSeq lists its product as uncharacterized. The transcript is spliced from 2 exons. Bases 1 to 402 code for a protein of 133 amino acids. The record is from RefSeq and is a predicted model, not a curated record. Lineage: Eukaryota; Viridiplantae; Streptophyta; Magnoliopsida; Solanales; Convolvulaceae.
AUGACAGAUAUUUUAAAACGUGAUGGCAUGACAGACUGUAAAUCUUUAGCCACUCCUAUAUCUAUUUCGAAAUUCAUUGUCUUUAAUGCAGACUUAUAUGAUGAUGCUACACAUUAUAGGAGUUUGGCUGGAGCUUUACAGUAUCUUACGGUUACUCGUCCAGAUCUGUUUUUUGCGGUCAACCAACUCUAUCAACACAUGCAUGCUCUUACAGUCUCUUAUUGGGAGAAAUUGAAACGUGUACUAAGAGAUUUACAUGCUUUUUCUGAUACUGAUUGGGUUGGAUGUCCUGAGGAUCGUAAGUCAACUACUGGUUAUGCUGUUUUUCUUGGUUCCAAUCUUAUAUCAUGGGUAUGGAAGAAACAAAGAACUGUUGCUAGAUCAUCUACUGAGGCUGAAUAG